This is a messenger RNA of Indicator indicator, 276 nucleotides long. RefSeq names its product serine peptidase inhibitor Kazal type 4 (gene SPINK4). Gene Ontology annotation, molecular function: protein binding; serine-type endopeptidase inhibitor activity. Lineage: Eukaryota; Metazoa; Chordata; Aves; Piciformes; Indicatoridae. The record is from RefSeq and is a predicted model, not a curated record. The coding region runs from base 1 to 276 and encodes 91 amino acids. The transcript is spliced from 4 exons.
AUGCCAGCAAAGGAGCUGCUGCUGCUGGGGGUGGUGGUGGCUGCUGCCCUGGUGUCUCUGGGGGCUGCUGAAGGAGCAGAGCUGUAUGAAGGGAAUGACCUGAGAAGGCCAGUGUGUGGAGACAUGACGCAGGUGGAGGCCUGCCCCCUCCUGUACUUGCCUGUCUGUGGGACUGAUGGCAACACCUAUGCCAACGAAUGCCAGCUCUGUGUGGAGCAAAUGAAAACCAGGCAAGACAUCCAGAUUUUGAGAGAUGGGGAAUGUCAGCACGUCUGA